Molecule: messenger RNA, 3306 nt
Organism: Spirodela intermedia
Lineage: Eukaryota; Viridiplantae; Streptophyta; Magnoliopsida; Alismatales; Araceae
Source: the annotation of a GenBank genome assembly
AUGGCUUCUCUCAGCUUUUUUCCCUGUACAGGCCUCUCCGACCUUCCCUCCACCAGCGCUGCUCCGUUUCGUCGAAGGACGCUGACGAAGAAAUGCCCUUCCCGGUCACGCUGCGUGAGGGCUGCGGCUUCCCCCGCCCAGGAGAACGGAGAAAAGCCUGCUCAGGUCCCUCAGGAAAAGUCGGCCUCGUCUCCUCCCGCCACUCGUUCGAAGAAACCUGUCUACUCGAGUACGUAGGCUGGCUGCAUCUCUAGUACCACUUCGGCAGUUAAACCCCAAUAAUAUGUUCUCAUUCGGUGAAUUCUAAGAAUUUUUCAUUCACUUGAUCCCUUUUUCAAACCUGCUUCUGCGGGUAUUUUUUUGAACGGCUCUUUCAUUGUUUGAUCACAGUGAAGAAGGGACAGAUUGUGAGAGUGGACAAGGAGAAAUAUCUCAACAGUAUCAAUGUAAGCACGAGAAUCAAUGAGGAACCUUGUACUUAAUAUUUUCAUGUUACUAUAAACGACGAUAUGCUUGAGUUUUCUUCUUUCCUUUUAGGCGUUUUCGUAAAUGUGGGGGACCCGGACUUGUUAUUUCAUGAAAAACACAACUGACUCGGAAAAUUCAUUCAGAAAUCUUAAAAUUUACGCAAAAAUUAUCUUAGAUUUUAGGGAACCAGGUCGGUGAAUGGAGUAUCCAAAUCAUUUCUUCAAAUUUCUCCCAAUUUUGUGAAGUAGAGAACAUAUAGUUUGAAAAUUGAGGGCAUAUUAGUUUCUCACGUGUGAUUCUAUGCUUAACACACAGAAUAAGUGAAUAAUCAUCAGGGUGAAUUCUGAGAAUUCUUAGAGUUGGGAAUAUCUUUUGAGGAUGACAGCGCCAUGUCUGGCUACCUUUGAAGCAUCUGUAUGGCCUGUGGUCCUGAAAACCGAUAUCGUAAAGACUUGGGCUAUUUUCUCUGUGACUUUGUCAAACUAUCUUUUUUUUCUGUUAGACGCGAUUGAUUCCCCUCAAUGAACGAACCAAUUCAUGAGAAUCAUAAAGAGCUCUCAGAUGAAGCUAACAAAUGUGUCAACCUGAAUUUCAAGUGUUGAAGAGUCUGAUGUCUUCACAGACUGAUAGAGCGUGAAUUUUUUCUACAAGGGUUCUGUGUGUUCAUGGAUUCCCCACAUAGUUAUAAUAAAUGGGGGAAUGUUAACUUUCAAAGAAUCCUUCCUAGGCAAGAAAAACUCACUUCAUUCCGAGAAGAGUGGUCAGUAUACUCAUUACCAUAAACCAGUUUUGAGUCACCAAAUGACCGGGUGAUAUGGCAAUGCUGGAUGCAAACCUCAUUAUUUCUCCAUGGUUGCCACGCUGUCAUCGAAAAUGUGGUCGAUAUUGGACAAAUCUCACCCCAACGAUCAGCCAAGGAUCUGAAUUGCAUAUGUUUUCUUUUGCUGCCAGGUUCUGCAUCGUCCUAAUAUCUUGAUGCUUCAACCAAAGCAUAAACCUUGGAUGAAACUGAGUAAAUGAGAGCAAAGAGAGAAUGAGUUGAUAUAAUAGAGUUGAUAUCUCAUGUUUUAUUUAUUCUUGUACCCAAGUCUAGAAUGAUCUGAUCACUGAUUAACAAGGGUAUAAAUGUAUUCAUUUCAGUAUUUGUCCGUUGGGCAUCCACCAUACUUCAAAGGCUUGGAUUAUAUAUAUGAAGACCGUGGUGAGGUGAUCAAUUCUAGAGGUCGAAUCCGUGAAGUGACAUGUGCAGAGAUUUAACAGUUAUUGUUCUCAAGAAAAAAUUAUAUGCAUGCUAUAUUGGCAUUUUCGUGGCAACAUUUUCGUCAAGUAUCAAUCUGUUGUCACAUUCUCCGCCUCAUGUAGUUUGUCUUCUUGUUGGCAACUAGGUACUGGACCUCAAAAUCUUUGAGACAGGGGAGUAUGCCCUCGUAAGUCUCCUUAUCUCUUUCUUUGUGUGUGUGUGUGUGUGUGUGUGUGUGUGUGUGUGUGUGUGUGUGUGUGUGUGUGUGUGUGUGUGUGUUCUUACCUAAUAUACGGCUCUGAUACGCUUCACCAUUGAAGGAUCUAGAUAACUAGGCAUUUUCCAUUAUUAUAGUAAUUUUCCGUUGAAUAACAGCUGAUUGUGCUCAACAGCAAAAAAUUAACUGUAACAAUGGAUAAGGAUGAAUCUUUGACAACUGGGUUUAUACGAACUACUUGGGGUUCACCCUUCAGUAACGACAACAUAUUUGGAGUAUGAGUGACAUAUUUAAGCUUCACAUGUGGUUAAUUCGCUUAAGUGAUCAUUUUUAGAACUAUGUGAUCUGCUCGAAAAUCCUGGGAACAGGCGAUUUCUUAAUGGUUCUUGUGUGCCUUCGUGGAAAAAGUGAUUUAAUGAUCUAAAUAAUUGAAUACGGAAUAAUUAAAAAAUUUGCAGCACUCAAUUAUUGUGCUUUUUGGGCAUGAUCGGACCUCGACAAUGCAAAACCCUAUGCAGGUAAAUAUUUUGAUCGAGAUAUUGUGUUUCAAUUGUUUCCAAUAAGUCAACGUAGUGAUGACCGCAAAACUGGGCAAAGUCAACUUGUGGAGAACCAAUUUGUCAAAACUAGAAAUUCUAUGGAAUUUAGUGAGAUCAAUCUAUAUCAAUGUAUGGUAAUAAACGCAUAUCAUGAAUGAUCUGAAUAAUUCCUGACCUUUUUACUGGCUUUCUUGAAGAAAAAAAAAUUGAACCAUUUUGAUAAAACUGUUCCACAAGCGAGUUCCUCAGCAGGCCAAAGAAUCUUAUCUGUAUUUUCUCUCUACAACCAGAUUGCGUGGGUUGGAAUACCUACUGCACCUGCCUGGCUUCCAACGGACAUGCUUAUUAAGGUAAGGUGUAAGAAGUAAGCCCUUUUUUGGUUAUUUACUUCACCUCUGGACCAGUUCAUCAUUCUUUGUGAGCACUGUGAGCCCUUUUUCUUGAUCUGGGUGUGUAUUUUUCCCUUGUGGGGCAUCGACAUUUAAUAGGCGGCCAGAAUGGUUGGGUGGGAGCUCCAUAUCGUUCCUUUUUUAGUAUUUUCAUGCCACGAAGGAGCUACCACUGUAGGAAUCAUGACCUGGCCAUCUCUUUCCAUAGGAGAACUGAUGCUACCCUUGAGGAUUCUUCACCUUGAUCAUUUCACCUUUGACCCUCUCUGGCAGCCCACUUCCACCGGCGGCGGCUGCUCUCAUAAACAACCCCCCCCCCUUGCUCGACCCCAUUUUCUAAAAGUCAACUGUGCAUCGUGAUGCUCCAUCAUCUUGGGGUAUAAUCUGGCUGAAGCUUUCCUGUUUUGGUAUGGCCCGUUGCAGUCAGAGAAGCUGAAUUAUGAAAGAAUGUGA